AUGCACGCUUCGUGGUCGACCGCUGUGGAGUCCCGAGGACGGGACCGGGAGCGCAUGCAUCGGACGGAACGGGGCGGUCGUCCGUACGCAGCCUCUGCUCUUCCGCCACAUCCCGCGACACCGUCCUCGGAUUGGGUCGGUCAGUCUUACUUCCCGUCGCCUUCUCUCCCUUCUUCUUCGUGUCCUUCUGUGUCUGCGUCGGUGCUGUCCCACGGCCUGUCUCCGUCCCAUCCCUUUUCUGUUUCGUCUUUCUCUUCGUUUUCGGCGUCACCUCCGAAUCCGUUCGCCUCAGAGGAGGCGCCGCCGCUGCACGCGUUGCCUUCCCCGUCUCGCCCCUUCUUGGGGACUCUUCGAAGCAUCAGUCCGGCUCCCAAGGCCGGUCAGAGCAGCUCGGAAGGCAGCGCAUCUCCUUCGCCGGAGAAAACAGAAAGCGGCUGGUGGCCCGUGCCGGGAACCGAGCGCGACGCACGCCUUGCCGGGGUGGACUUUGGGCCAACUCUGCCUUUGGCGCAGAGCAGAGUGUCGCAUGCAGGUGGAUCUGGUCUCGGGCCCGAGCCGGCGGACGGCACGCAUGCGGCUAGCCGUCUGCUGGAGCACUCCGUCUCUGCUCCGGUAGUAGAUUACGCGGUUCGGCUGUCGAGGGAGAACCCAGACGCUUCCCUGAAGAAGUCGACAACCCUCGCGGAGCGAUUCUUCCUCAUCUCCUCGCCGGCAGCGCCCCAGGCGGAGGCGCCGAACGGCCGGGAAAGCGAGGAGGGCGUCGAGGAGCAAAGAGAGGGGAAACGCGGGGACGGCUGCGAGGACAGGAGGCAGCGGCUGCCGUCAGAGGGCCAACGGCGGGAAGGGGAUGGCAACGGAGAGAGCAUAAGCGCCUCUUCUGCAUUUGAAGACGAAGUGAACGCAGGAGACGGCGCAGCCUCCUGGGAGCGAAGCGCAUCUUCCGCCAGUCUGGAGUCGCUCUCUCGAAGCAGAAGUGUGCAACGAAAGAAAAAGAAACGCUGGUGGACAAGCCUCGCGUCGAGCCUCGGGCGGCGGAGCGGCUCUGUGGAAGGCGGGAGAAGAGGCGCCGCGGAGGGAGACGAAGUCGCAGAGGAAGGAGACACCCGGUAUGGACUGCCGUCGCAGCAGGCGGCAACAGAUAAGGGCGGCCGUUCCGCAGACGACUUCUCGAAAGAGACACAAGAAGGUAGAGCGAAUGGCAAGGCAGGGAGGAACGAGGCCGGAGUGAGGGCAAAAGAGGGCGGAAUGGAAGAAGCAUUUCGAGAGGCACGAGAGGAACGAUGGGAGAAGAGGGGGACCGAAGACCUGGACGGAAGCUCUGCUGGAUCCCUGCGAGGGGCGCAAACUGGAGAGCGCAAAGACGAGCGCGUUUCAGAAAAACGCGCCGGUUCGGUCGUUUCUUCGCGGGCCAGCUCAAACAGAAGUGUGGCGACCAAGUUGAGCAAGAGUCUGUCUCGGCUCUUUGGGGGCAAGAAAAAGGAUCCGAAAGGUCUGCAUCAGGCGCACGGCCGUCGCGACUCAAGCACCUCUGUGUCUUCUCUCUCGUCCCGUUCCGAUCGCUCCACGGGCAUCUCGCGUGCGGCUUCUCCCGCGUGUUCUCCCUGCUUCUCCGCGUCGAAAUGGGAAGAAGCUUUCGCGUCUCUGCCGCCGAUCCCUGCAGGCGUCGCCGCGCUCUCGGGCACCUACCAAGAGCUUCUCCUGGACCACCUCAAGACUUUGGAGCGCGGCGUCCAGCAGCUGCUGGCGUGGCAGGGGAGCGAGGCGCUCGCGUCCUUGGCGCAAGACCCGCGGAUUCGAGAAGCGGGGAAGCACGAAAGGCAAAGCGAGAGAGGUCGAGAAGACGGGGCAAGGCCGCUCCCCGCGGGCCAGAAGAGGAAAGACGAGGGCGGCAGAGACCCAACGAGCCUGGCGGGGGGCGUGCUGGACGCAGGCGACUUGGCAGAAGGGAAGGGAGAAUUGAGAGAGGGACGCGAACAAAUGAGAGAAGGCUGGGAAUCGCUUUUCUUCUCUCCUGAGCGCGCUCAAGAAUUCUGUAGGAACAGGGAGGUCCCGAGCUCGGUCAGUCGGCUGCGAGAGAAGCUAACCGCAGAACACGCGAUGUCUGUCCAGCUCCUGACAGAAGAAAGGAGCCGCGCUGCGCUCAACAAACUGCUUCUCGGGAUUCACCAGGUCCGAGGUCUCGUCCGCACGCUCGCCGAUGUCACGCAAGAUGCGCGAGGCGAGGCAGCAGAAAACUUGGCUGACGCGGCGCAACUUCAAGCGUGGAGCGCCAAACACGGUGAGCUCGCAGAAGGGCGCGAUCUCGUUGAAUACUACUACCGACAGAUCGCUGAGUCGGCUAACGGUGUCAUCAGGGAAUACCACCGUCGCUGCAUCCAGUUGAAUUCAGACAUCCAGUUGAUACGGGACCAAAUCAGUCGCGUCGUUCACCUCGCGCUCUUGGCCGUUUCGCGUGCGCCACCGCUCCACAGCCUCUACGCCUCUUCGCCGCCGUCGGAGCAUCUCUGUCCUGACGCGUUCGGCUCCGUCUGCUCAUACAGCGGAGACCCUCGCAUCUUUCUGGUCUCGCCGCCCUUCCUCUCUCGCCUUCGGCUGUACGCGAUCUCGCACCUCCCGCCGCCUUCGCGGAAUGCGGCGGCUGCGAGCAGCCGAGAGGCCGCGCGUGCGCCAGGCAGUCCCGCGUUCUCGGUGGGAGUCCCCGGGUCCUGGGCGCAAAAGGACGAUUUGCCGGCUGAGGUGGGACGGCGAACCGUCGUCGCACCUGUCUCGCCUGCGGCUCUUCUGCCUCCAGGGCGGUGCGUCCAGAGCGUUCCUCCGGGGCUUCUGCUCCGCAGUUCGCAGGCUGACUUGGCCGCCUUGGAGCAGAAACUGGAAGGCAAGUGGGGGAGUUUCAACCUCUUUGAAGCGUGGCAGAACGACGCGAUGAAGUGGCAGUGGCGCGACGCGAUGAUGCAGCGGGAGUUCGCCAGGCGCGAGGAAGAAAUUGACCGGUGGAUCCUCGAGUCGGAGUCAAGACUUCUUGCCGCCGUGGACCUCCGACUCCAAGAACUGUGGUCGGGGCGCAUGCAGGAGCUGAAACGUGCCGCAGGGGACAGCCUCGAGGAGAGCUUCGUUUCCCGACUCAUCGACGAAGUCCCGUCUCUCGCGGGCGUCAUUCAGCGUGUUCAGCAGCAUCGCGCGGCGGGCGCCCCUACGUUUCCCGCCCGCUCGUCGCCUUCCUCCUUCCACUUCGCGUCAUCCCUCGCGGCUGCUGUGAGCAACGAAGAGGUUGAGGCCGCGUUCAUGGUUGCAGAGGACAUGCGGUCGAGGCUGGUCGGGGUCGCGACGUCUGAGGUGUACCUGCAGCUGUUGCAUGCGCAGCACACGGUCGCGGCCCACGAAGGAGACAAGAGUCGCGCGAAGCUGCUCGGCAUCUUGGAAGAGACUGUGGAGAAGCAGAUGCGCGAGAUUCGCCACCUCCGUACCCGCAUCGGAGAGGAAGUGGAUCUCGCCUGCCAGCCGGAUCGAAUUCGAGACGAAUGUCAAAAAACGGAGGCGGCGAUCACCAUGCUGGAAGAAGAACUCAUUGCGAUGCAGGAGAAGCGGACGCUACGGCAACAGCGGCUGCUGGAUCUGCGCAACUCUGCCCAGACGAAGCUGCAACGCGUCACCGCCCUGUUCGACACCGACCAGGCGCUGUGCCGGAGCCUCGAAGCGGAGUGCGAAGGGGAGCGCAGGCGAGGAGCGAGGGCCGAGCAGCUGUGGCAGGAAAUCGGCAUCGAAAAGCUCGAGGAGAUGAAGCAGGAGUUGGCGAAACUGAAGGGUGAGAACGUCGCCUUGCAGGCGGAGCUCGAGGUGGCGCGCUUUGAACUCGACACAAAGAGGAAAAAGGAGGAGCUGAAGCGGGAAGAAGCAAGGGAGAAGAAAGAAGAACGCGAACGGAGACGAAGGGCGCCGAAGGGGCGAGAGUCGGCCGCAAAGGAGGACAAAGCCAAGAGCCAAGGCCAGUCGGGAAGCCCGCAAAGGUCGUCUGCGCUGAUCGUGGGGUGGCGCAAGGCGGCGAGCUCGCCGGCGCCGGCGUGGGUCGCGUCCAGCGGCAUCCCGGCGGGCGACGAAGCCGACAGAAACCAGGAGUGCGCACGAGAUGGCGAAGAAGAGUGGGAAAACGAGCAGGACGCCGCUGCAGAGGGAAGACGGGAAACGAGGGCAGCGGGAAGAAAGCGCGGUGGCGCCUUCAGUUCUCUUUUCAAAUGGCCUUCCAGCAAACGAAGCAGCAGCACGCCCGCGGCACUCAGGACACGAAAGGGCGGAAGUGGUGGCGGAGACGCAGGCGCGCAGUCUGCGAGCAGUGCGCGCCUCCACAGCGCCACAUCGAGGCAGCGGGGUCACGUCUCCGUAGGUCUUCGGGCCGGAGAAGCCUGCGGGGUUUCGCGCUCGGCGUCAGAGCUCGGAGACCUCGGAUCUUCCUCGCCGGCGGUGGGGCGAGAGGCUGAGGGCCCACAGGAAGCGCGGGGGACGUCGGCGAGGGACAGGCGCGAGCCCCUGAAUUCCUCAUCUCGCCGUUCCGGCGCGGUUGAGGUGACUCGAGACAGCCGGGAACACGCGGAACUCGAAGCCGAGAAGACACCAGCGGAAGUGGAGUCGUCCUCCCCUGCCCUCUUUCCCCGGGGUUCCUCGGCGCCGCCUGGUCAGGGCCGAGAAGCUCGGCGGGGGAGGGACAGCGCCCUAGAAGGCAAGCGGGAGACCGACGCCCAAGUGCACCGGAUGCCGCGGUCGCCUCCGCCUCCGGAGAAGGCUUCUGGCAAGUCUGCUUUCCGCCGCUUCUUCUCAGGAUCGCCGGAGUGGGCCACAGGUUUCCGACUUAUGGCCGCGUCCAAAAAGAAGGGCGACGGCGAAGUCCCUGGCGAUGGAGAAGAGUGGAUCGGCACCGCGGCGACGACGCAACAGGCUGUGACUGCUGGCGACUCUCAGGGAGACGGGCCUGGAGCGGCGCGGACCGAGGAGAAGACGCAAAGUGAGCCUGGACCAGGAGGGGUAGGAGCCGCGCCCGCGCACGCGAGUGGUCUAUCAUUUCCGCAUGCUCGCCAGCGCGACACAGACAGUGGCCAGGGCGAAUGUGCUCCAGGGCGGUUGUCUCCCCCUCACAGGUCUGGAGACCAGCCGAAAAGUUUCUUCCCACGAGGGGACGCGUCGUCGGCCGUGCGACUCGUGGAGGCAGAAGCCAGGUUUGCACGAGGCCAGGACGCGCGAAGAGAAGAGCGAGCCCCGGAGCCGCUGGGGAUGAGAAGUGCGUCCGCCACGUGCCUGCGGGGCGGGUCUUCUCACCCGUUUGCCGAGGUGGAGCGGCGGGAAGACAGCAGAGGCGGCCAGAACGCACCCCCGCGGGGACAGAAAGGCGCGACAGCGGACGAGGGCUGUGGUGGCCUGGGGCAGGCAGCCGCCAGCAGACAAACGUUGUCGCGAGACGCGGCACUGUCGGCAGGGAUGCCCACUCCUGCAGCGGAAGGUUCUCUUUCCGUCGGAUCGCCCAGCGGAGACACUGGCCGUUCCCACGGUGAGAGAGGCGACGGGCUGAAGGGCAAGACGCCGAGCGACGGCCAGUCGGGCGAACGCGCGGUUUGUUCCUCGCGCUCGUGGAGAAACACGCGGCCAGGUUUUCCAGCUCAGGGUCGGGCGCCGAAAGUCGCGGUCGCGGGGGGCGCCGGCGUUGCUCAGAACGCUGCGCUGAACGAAGCGUUCGUAGAGAGAAGGCAGAAAGACCGAGGGGAAGUGGACUCUGGCUCUGGCGACACAGAAAGCGAAACCACUCACGCACGCCGUGACAAAGGGAAAACACGGGCGCGGAAGGAGGGCGAGAGUCCGAGCUUUGCAGCUGCGUCUGCCGCUUUUCUGCCGCUUCUGUCUUUUUCUUCUCGCACAGGUACCAAAGAAACGCCGCAGCCACCUCACCUGCUUCGGCCUUCUGACAGAGAUCAACAGGCGCCUGCUCUACAGAAGCGACGGACGUCGGAGCUCGAAGACGCGUCCACGCCACGCGCUUUGCGAGAGGCACGGGAAGGCAGCAGGGCCCUCGAGGAACACCUGGAAGAGGAAAGCGAAGGCUUCGCCCCUCCGUACGUAGCGGGGAAAGCAGAUAGAACCACAGCGCGGAGCACCUCUGUCCGUCUAGGGGAAGGACGCAGUCGAGGCUGUCGACGGAGAGAGCGGAAUGGAGGAGACAGUGGGGUGGGGCUCCAGGAGCGCCCGUCUCUGGGGCCGGAGCGUCCGUCACCUGGCGACACCGCCACAGAAGUCGCCAGAUCCGGAGAGCUGGGAAACGUUUUCCUUUCUUCUGCGUCUUCUCUUCGCUCGGCUAGUUCCACUGGAGCGCCUACGCCACGGCGUUCUUUGGCGCCUUUCGCACCUUCCCGAGAGAUCCAAGGAGAAAUGCAAGAGAUGGAAGGCCGACGAGACAGUUCCUGUCGCGCCGCUUCGUCCCGUCCUCCUGGGCAAGCGAAGGAAGCAGAGCGAGGCCUCACCUCCUCAGAAUCUUCUCUGGCGUCGGGGGACAGCGAGAACCCGGGUGUUCCAGCCGCUGUCCAAAGUGUAGACGGCGCCCGUGCACACGUUGCAGCGUCGGGGGUGAAUGCCUCGGGCUCAGGGCGUGGUGUGACGAUCUGUCCCCAAACGCUCUCCAAACGCGGUUGCCGGCCUGUUUCCUCCUCAGACGUGAAACGGGCGGGAGCUGUCGGCUCCGCUCUCGAGGCUGCCUCCGACACGAGCGGCGGACGCAGUGCGUCCUCGACCCCCCCUGGGGACGCCGGACGUGGCGUCGCCGGGUUUGAGGCGACAGACGAGGCGUUGUCGCUGCCUUCUUCGAUUCAGCGAGCGAGGCCCCGUCCGCAUGAGCAUCCAGAUGGUCCUGCCGCUGGGUCCUGUUCCAGCGUUUCCGGGCAUCCGUUCGAUAGCUCUGCUGGGGAUCUUCCUGGAGAACAACAGCUCGAUGGCGAGAUUGUGUCUCCCCGCGUUUCGUCUGCGUCUGGCGAUCUGUCGCUCUCUCUGCUGGGUUUUCUGGGAGGAGAAAGCGGCGAACGAGGCGGAAAAGGAGACACGGCAGGGCGAGCUCGAGACGAGGAGACAGUCGGGGACCCUCCUCGUCCGGCGAGUCCUGAGUUGCUGCCGGUCCUCGAUUCGCCGAAAAAAACAGCAGCGUGUGGAGCCCCUUCUUCGACUCGGUAUAUCGCGAGGGAACAGAACAUGGAGACGGAGCAGAAAAGGCUCGUCGGUUCGCCGUCUCUCGCGUUUGCGCGCCUCGUCUUGGAUUGGGAGGAAGAGAAGGAGGCAGAUCCGGCUCGAGCGGCAGAAACGAGUGCACCUGUGUGUUCAUUGUCGCCUCGGUCUUCGCCGUCCGCGUGUAGCCUCGGAGGACCAAACGAAGAACGAGGCAAUGGCCCACAACCGGAGACCUCUCCGCUUCGUGGUGACGGCCUGAACGGGGGAGAAGACUCCGUCCCACCAUGCCACGCGGUCCGGUCUUCCGUCUCUAGGAGCAGUUCCCGUGAGUCGGCCUUCCCUUCUCUUCCUCUGGCUGCUGCUCAGCAGUCUUUUGCGUCUUGUUCCUCGCGUGCCUCGUCGCCGGCGUUAGGACGAGACGGAUACAUGGCACUCCACGCUCCACAGGCCGAGCAGGACGAGCUCGCCCCGGCAUCCACCGAUCAGAUGCUGCCCGUAAACGUCUCAGUGGAACCUGGCGAAGACGCGACGGCGCCUCUCCUUCCUUCUCCGAGCGCUGACGCGACAUCGAGCGGGGGCUGUCCUCUCUCCCGCUCUGUGCACAGUGCAGGGGAGCGGAACCGGGAGAGUUCUCUUUCCGGACUCCUUCACUUUCCGUUUUCUUCGGUGGAUGCCAGACGGCGAGAAGGCAAUGACGCGCGGACAGAGAAGAAGCGCCGGAGGCGAACGGAGUUUGCCUUCUCGGCUUCUGCGCCCUUUUCGUUGCGGCGCAGCCUAGACGAAGGCAAGGCCUUUCUCCGCAGUUCGCCGUUUUUCAGCAGAAAGGGGGGAGGCAGAGAAGAGGAGCACGACGCAGGGACGGCUUUCCUCCGUGCGGGGAGCUUUGACUUGGGCGCCCUGUCUCGCAGAGACGACAAAAACGUAUCUUCCGGUGGGCCGCCAGAGUCACCAGACUCGCAGCCGUGGGGCGCUGAAGAGAGGCUGGUCAGCGAGGGCUCGCAGGUCGAGACUUUCUGCUUCGCCCUGACACAAAAUUCGCAACCGCGAGGCCAAGCAGAUGUACAGAACGCUGUGCUGUACAGUCCGAUCUUUGCGCUCUUGGACGCAGAUGAAAAGCGGCAAAUCCUUGAAUUGCUCACCUCCAGUAUGAUUCACGUAGCUUGCGACUGCAUCCUCUUCCACAGAGGCGAAAAAGUAGAUGUUCUCUACUUCCUCGAAAAUGGAGAACUCGAAAUGGCUGCAGUCGGCCAAGAUGCAGAGAUACACCCGGAAGAGUCAAACGUACAAAGGAGACGAGGAAGCGCCGGCGGGAGUUCGCAAGAUCCGAGGGAGGCAGAACCGACCCUCGACCGGCUGUCUUCACCGCCCUCCAGCCCCGUCCAAAUCCCUUCAGGCGCCUUCGUGCUUCCUCGGGCGUUCGUCAGGGCAGGGCGCACGGAGUACAGGGUCAGAGCCGUCAAGCCGUCAGCUCUCUACAAAUUAACAGCGCAGUCUUUCCAAUCAGUUGCAAAUGGGGCAGUCCUCCGACGCGCCUCGGAUUUGCUCGCCUACAUGUUGCGGUGCCCUAUCUUGGAGGCGCUAACAAAACGCGAGGCCAGUCAGCUAGUUCCUCUCAUGCGGUGGCAGCAGUUCCUUCCCAACGAGGUUAUUCUGCAUCAAAACCAAAUCAGUUGGGCCCUUCUGAUUGUUAUGAAAGGCAAAGCUCGUGGCGUGCGGCGACUCGCUAGGCACGGCCGGCCGGAGACUCUGGAAUACUACGAAGAAGGCUCGUGCAUCAAUUUUCUGUGUCUCCUUCAAGACUUUCCCAACUCGACAUCCGUGAUCGCGGAGGGUCCGGAAGGCUGCAUCGUGGCCUCUCUGUCCCGAUCGAGCUUUGAGGGUCUCAUGGGCAAGGCAGAACGCCUCCUUGAUCGAGGCCACGAAACAGCCGACGGCGGAAAAGGGUACACGGGCCGAAUCGAUCUUGGGGAGGUGAAGAAAACGUGGUCCAAGGUUCUGAAAAUGGCUGGGCCACGCUAG
Messenger RNA from Neospora caninum, 9210 nucleotides. RefSeq lists its product as hypothetical. Bases 1 to 9210 code for a protein of 3069 amino acids. The transcript is spliced from 11 exons. NCBI's taxonomy places the organism in Eukaryota, Apicomplexa, Conoidasida, Eucoccidiorida, Sarcocystidae. The record is from RefSeq and is a predicted model, not a curated record.